This is a messenger RNA of Gorilla gorilla gorilla (western lowland gorilla), 1422 nucleotides long. RefSeq names its product C-C motif chemokine ligand 24 (gene CCL24). The transcript is spliced from 3 exons. Bases 92 to 451 code for a protein of 119 amino acids. Gene Ontology annotation, cellular component: extracellular region. Gene Ontology annotation, biological process: antimicrobial humoral immune response mediated by antimicrobial peptide; eosinophil chemotaxis; positive regulation of GTPase activity. Gene Ontology annotation, molecular function: chemokine activity; CCR chemokine receptor binding. NCBI's taxonomy places the organism in Eukaryota, Metazoa, Chordata, Mammalia, Primates, Hominidae. The record is from RefSeq and is a predicted model, not a curated record.
ACUCUGCAAGGACCCGAGCUCUUUAUCCCUAGGUCCUUUCCUCCUGCACGUCAGCUUUGAGCCCCGAGCUGGUGCUUCUGCUCUCUGAGACAUGGCAGGCCUGAUGACCAUCGUAACCAGCCUUCUGUUCCUUGGUGUCUGUGCCCACCACAUCAUCCCUACGGGCUCUGUGGUCAUCCCCUCUCCCUGCUGCAUGUUCUUUGUUUCCAAGAGAAUUCCUGAGAACCGAGUGGUCAGCUACCAGCUGUCCAGCAGGAGCACGUGCCUCAAGGCAGGAGUGGUCUUCACCACCAAGAAGGGCCAGCAGUUCUGUGGCGACCCCAAGCAGGAGUGGGUCCAGAGGUACAUGAAGAACCUGGAUGCCAAGCAGAAGAAGGCUUCCCCUAGGGCCAGGGCAGUGGCUGUCAAGGGCCCUGUCCAGAGAUAUCCUGGCAGCCAAACCACCCUCUAAUCACCACCCAGCCCUCCAGCCCUGAGUUUGGGCCUGAGCUGCUUGGUGGGCUACUCGGGGCCUGGGGAAGCCACAGUGAUGGGGGGAAGAGCUAAUUUUCCUGUUUCUUAGCAACACUCUCCAGGGAUGUGUCUCUUCUAUGAAAAACCCGAGGGAGCAGGUGAUGUGGUUCCCGGGGGCUGAGCAAUAGCUCCAAGCAUCCAAGGCUCCUUGCCUUUCUGGAGCUGGGUGAGAAGAUCCCAGAAGGAGAGCAGUGGCAACUCUUUGCCUUCUCCUCCUGACCUGGUUCUGAUGCUUUUUCUUUUUUUUUUUUUUCUGAGAUGGAGUCUCGCUCUGUCACCCAGGCUGGAGUGCAGUGGCACAAUCUCGGUUCACUGCAACCUCUGCCUCCUGGGUUCAAGUGAUUCUCGUGCCUCAGCCUCCCGAGUACCUGGGACUACAGGUGUGCACCACCACACCCAACUAACUUUUGUAUUUUUAGUAGAGAUGAGGUUUCACCAUGUUGGCCAGGCUGGUCUCAAACUCCUGGCCUCAAGUGAUCUACCUGCCUCGGCCUCCCAAAGUGCUGGUAUUACAGGCAUGAGCCACCACACCCAGCCUACUCAAACUUUUAUGUUGAAAAAAAAAAAAUCAUAAUUUUUUUUUUUUUAAAGAAAUGAAUGUGGAAGACCAGGGUGAAGGGCCAGCCUGGGUAGUUUAAUCUUUUUGGGAAGACAUGACUUUAAGGAGAUUCCCUGCUUUGUGACAGGUUGCUCCAUGCUGUCUUGGGGACAAGGGCCUGUUCUGCCUUCAAAUCUGGGCUCAGCCCACAUUUUGGUGAGGGGAAGAUAGGGUGGGGGGAUAAGGGAGAGAAAAGACUCUAGCUUUCUUUUUCUAUGCAUGAUAUACUGUGUGGGUUUAUCAAGAGUGUAGACACAGUUGCUGUUCUCAAAUAAUAGGCCAAAUAAAAUGCGAUUCUUUUUUUCUUUGAA